AUGGAAAAGGGACUGAACAUAACCACCGAAUUUACAAGUGGACUUCAAAUUCUAUUUAACAACGUAAAGAAACACAAAGUGGUAUUGCCUGAAACGGAAAAUCCUUGGACACUGGGAUUGCUGCUGUUCUGGAUUAAAGACAAUAUAUUGGUCGACAAAGACAAAUGUGAUUUGUUUUUGAAGGGCAACACUGUGAGGCCAGGCAUCAUUGUAGCUGUUAAUGACCAAGAUUGGGAACUCUUGGGAGAUUUAAAAUAUCAUAUUAAGAAUAAUGACAAUAUUACAUUUAUAUCAACAUUACAUGGUGGUUAA
Messenger RNA from Macrosiphum euphorbiae (potato aphid), 312 nucleotides. NCBI's taxonomy places the organism in Eukaryota, Metazoa, Arthropoda, Insecta, Hemiptera, Aphididae. The record is from the annotation of a GenBank genome assembly.